This is a messenger RNA of Hypoxylon trugodes, 1544 nucleotides long. Its product is annotated as fructosyl amino acid oxidase. Gene Ontology annotation, molecular function: saccharopine oxidase activity; flavin adenine dinucleotide binding; sarcosine oxidase activity. The record is from RefSeq and is a predicted model, not a curated record. The transcript is spliced from 7 exons. Lineage: Eukaryota; Fungi; Ascomycota; Sordariomycetes; Xylariales; Hypoxylaceae. Bases 1 to 1329 code for a protein of 442 amino acids.
AUGGCCACAUCUCGCGCAAACACAAAAGUCGUCGUCGUUGGUGGAGGAGGUACGAUCGGCUCUUCAACUGCCUUGCAUCUUAUACGAUCUGGCUACACGCCUUCGAAUAUUACGGUCCUUGACACUUAUCCUAUCCCUUCGGCGCAAUCCGCCGGCAAUGACCUUAACAAGAUUAUGGGUAUUCGAUUACGGAAUAAAGUCGACUUACAGCUAAGUUUAGAAGCGAGGGAUAUGUGGAGGAAUGAUGAUUUAUUCAAACCAUUCUUCCACAAUACAGGUCGCCUUGAUUGUGAGGGGACCGAAAAGGGUAUCGCCUCCCUACGGCGACAAUAUCAAGACCUUAUUGAUGCAGGUGCUGGCCUGGAAAAGAGUAACGAAUGGUUAGAUAGCGAGGACGCUAUUUUGGCGAAGAUGCCAUUGUUACAGCGGGAUCAGAUAAAGGGGUGGAAAGCCAUAUUUAGCAAAGAUGGUGGAUGGUUAGCAGCAGGCAAGGCGAUUAAUGCGAUCGGAGAAGAGCUACGAAAACAAGGCGUCAAGUUCGGGUUUGGAGGUGCCGGAUCUUUCAAGAAGCCACUCUUCGUGGACGAUGGAAUUACGUGUAUUGGCGUUGAGACAGUGGAUGGAACGAAGUAUUACGCUGAUAAGGUGGUGCUGGCCGCCGGAGCUUGGAGCCCAACGUUAGUGGACUUGGAUGAUCAAUGUUGCUCUAAGGCAUGGGUGUAUGCCAUGAUACAAUUAUCUCCCAAGGAAGCGGCCGAAUACAAGGAUUCGCCAGUUGUAUAUAAUGGUGAUAUUGGAUUCUUCUUUGAGCCCAACGAGGAUGGGGUGAUCAAGGUCUGCGAUGAAUUUCCAGGCUUCACCCAUUUCAAGCAACACCAACCAUAUGGCGCCGAUAAACCCAAACAUAUUUCCGUCCCUCGAUCUCAUGCAAAACAUCCUACAGAUACAUAUCCCGAUGCAUCGGAAAGGUCCAUACGUAGAGCCAUCUCAACGUUUCUUCCGCAGUUUCAGGAUAAGAAACUCUUCAAUCGGGCGUUAUGUUGGUGCACGGAUACGGCGGAUGCAGCACUUCUUAUCUGUGAACAUCCAAAAUGGAAGAAUUUCAUCCUUGCGACGGGAGAUAGCGGGCACACGUUCAAACUUUUGCCUAUCAUCGGCAAGCAUGUUGUCGAGAUAAUAGAGGGCAAUCUUGCUGAAGAUCUCGCUCAUGCAUGGAGAUGGCGGCCGGGAGGUAAUGCUCUGAAAUCCAGGCGUGCGGCGCCCGCUAAGGAUCUCGCUGACAUGCCUGGCUGGAAUCACGAUGAAAUUCCACCUAGACUGAAGCUAUAAUGGAGCGAGCGAAGGAGCCCCUAGACAUGCGACAUAAUGCCCUAUAAUACCCUAUAAUCGAAGUUGAAAUAUCACUACUUGCAUCCCUAACAUACCUGUUAAUACUUGAAUAUAGUGGUAUAAGAAUGCACCUAGAACUCUCUUCUGCUAUAUUCCCUUAGCGCUGCCAUAUUCACUAGGUAGGUAUAGAGUGAAGAAGAAGAAAAGGAAAAAAA